Linum trigynum is the source of this 2747-nucleotide messenger RNA. Lineage: Eukaryota; Viridiplantae; Streptophyta; Magnoliopsida; Malpighiales; Linaceae. The record is from the annotation of a GenBank genome assembly.
CGUAAGCGCGUCACCCUGCGUGCUUCUGAAACAGAACAAACCUAAAGAGCAAAGAAACGACUUCUCGGCGAUCCAGAAAGCAAAAAUCACAGCAGCCAAAUGGAAAUGGCUCUCGUCGUACCAGUACUGAUAUAUAUACUCCAAAGUCCCAACCCAAACAUUUCCCUAUGAUCCACUUUCUCACCACUCCACCAAAAAACAACACAACACUUUCUGAAAACUAACAAUGGCUGCUGCAACAAGAACCACAGCACUGAGCAUAGCCAUAAUGUUGCUCACCAUGCAGCUUCUUCUAUGGGCCGGUGGAUCCACGGCCCAGUCGCCGGACUGCUCGGACGCGCUCACCGGCCUGAUCCCCUGCCUCGGCUACAUCACCGGCGGCUCCUCCGCUCCCGCAACGACCUGCUGCAUCCAGCUGGAAAAAGCUGUUCGCUUGUUGCCCGUAUGCUUGUGCCAGGUUCUCAACAGCGGUGGAGCUUCAGUUGGCCUCCCUGGCUUCAACCGGACGCGAGCUCUGGGGUUGCCUGCUGCUUGUAAUGUCCAGACUCCACCCGUGAGCCGCUGCAAUGCUACUUCUCCAAGUGCUUCCCCAGAGGGAAGCCCAGUAGCAGAGGCUCCUAUUUCUCCAGGAGGUGUGCCAGGAAGUGAUGACAGCUCAGAUGGGAGCUCAAUCAAGGCGUCAACGUCUUUGCUGCUCGUCUUCUUCUUCGCCAUGGCAGCCUCGUACUGUUCCUCUGCCUCCAUGGGAUACUGAUGCUUUCCUCUGACCAGACAGAUUGAAGCCAAAACUGUGUUAUCGUAUAACGUAUGCUUAGGAUUGAAUAAUUGAGAAACUGUACUGAGGAGUGAGUGUGUGAGUUAUCUGUGUUUGUAAAUCGUGUAUUGAGGUUACAAAAUGUUCCCAUAUUUGCAAUGAGAAGGCUUAUUCAGUUAUUCCGUUGAUGAUUGUGUAUUUCUACUCCGCCACCAUUAGCAUAUACUGCUGAUUGAUCAAGCUAAUUACCACAAGAAGCAACCGUGCUAAAGAAGGGAAAGCUACAAAUACAGGGGAAACAGGGGAGAGAGUAAAGUUCCACCUUGUGCAAUGCAGCCAAGUGAUUGCCAUUGGAGGAGAUGGAUAAACACGCGACGGCAAGCUGUAAUUUGAUCACAAAUUCACAUGACAUCCUGAUAUCGCUUACAAUAUUUUACUAAACUGACAGCAAGGAGUAAAGUCGCUGCAUGAACCCCCCCAAGAUCAUGGUCGCGAACAUAGAUCCUUCAGCCAUGAACUUGCCCGCGUCCCCAAACCUCUAUAAUAGGGGUCUCUUCUCCUUGAGCAGAGUUUCUAUUUGUAGAUUUCUUGUUCUAGAGUGAGGUUAGAGAGAGAAGUAGAAGUUUGGAGAAGAAGAGGAGGAAAAGAAAUGGAGAAGAGGUUUGGAGGAGGAUUUCCGACACUUGAAGACCCUUCUUCAUGAUUUUUCUCAUCUUUUCAUGUCUUUUCUUCCCCACUUCAUGAGGUAAUCCCUCAAGGUACUUUGGGGCUUAGCCCCCUAAACGCUAAUCUAGGGUUUGAUAUGUAAUAGGAUGUUGGAGGCUAGAUUUGUGAAUGAUUAUGAACCUAAUUAAUUACCUAUAUAUAUUUGAAGAUUGUCUUUCUUUAUAUCAAGUAGAAUGAGAUUGUUUGUAUCCCAUUUGCCUAGUUGCAACCUAGGUGGUAGGUGAUUAUUUAUUCUCUUUCUUGUGAUUUAUGGAUGAAUUGAAUUUUCCUAGAGUUUUUAUGCUUCACCUAUGAUGAAUUAUGCUUGGGUUCCAAUUCAUUUCACAGUGGCGUACUACUUAGGAGUGCAUGAAUUAGAGUGGAUUUGAGCGCCUUGGCAUGUUAGGAAUAGAUGAAUGAUCUAGGAGUUUAGUAUGUCGAGUGAGUGACCAUGUCUCGAUGGACUAAUGUGUGGAUGUAUAGAACCCAUUUAGAGGAGAUAUGUUUUAUCCCUACAAUGUGAUGCUGAGGUGACAUUGGGCUAGUGGAUCAAUGUAGGAAUGAGAUUGGUUGCAUGCCCAUUGAGCCAAUCUCUAGAUUAGAAAUCUCCUCACCUCAAUCACCAUGGAUAAUCAUUAUGUCCUUUGCAUGUUAUCUGUAGCAGUUAGGGUGAGGGAGACAGCCCAAGUACCUCUUCCCUCUUAUCGUUCUCUAGUCCAUUAAUUGCCAACUGCCCACCUGCUAAGUAACAUGUCGACUAGAUUAGAACCAAGCCUAAGUAGCCUAGGAUUUCGUGACCUUUAAAAUACGACCUCGGUCACCACUAUAUACUUCGUCGAUCUAGGGUGAACUUGUCCGAGAUUGGGUGGUUAGUAUUAUCGAUAGUCGAGUUUACAAGCUCGAUGCAGCGACUACAUCAAGUUUUUGGUGUUGUUGCCGGGACCACGAUAACUAGUUGAAGGAGUUAGGUUGUUAGUUUAUUCUUACUUAUUUGUUUAUAUUCGCAAUAGUAGUAUUUCGUAGUAGUAUGACACUUUAGUAUCUUUCUUUUGUUUAACUUUAGCGGUUUGUGUGUGUUUUCUUUUGGUUUUGUGUUUCAAUUGAUUUUGAUUACCCACCCUUCUCCACGAAAAGUGGUUUGUGUUUGUUUGAUUUUGUUUUUGUGUUCGUAGUAGUUGAAACAUGGAUCCCUAUGACUUCAAUCAAGUGUGGAGGUAUCAAUCAUCCAAUAAUCCACUAAAUGAUGUUUCCUUGGGACUUCAAGGAGGAAUGAAGACCAAGGAACCCG